Neoarius graeffei (lesser salmon catfish) is the source of this 898-nucleotide messenger RNA. It is a transcript of the gene cd164l2, whose product is annotated as CD164 sialomucin-like 2. NCBI's taxonomy places the organism in Eukaryota, Metazoa, Chordata, Actinopteri, Siluriformes, Ariidae. The record is from RefSeq and is a predicted model, not a curated record. The transcript has 6 exons. Bases 193 to 654 code for a protein of 153 amino acids. Gene Ontology annotation, cellular component: cytoplasmic vesicle.
CUUGUACAUUUAAUACGUUAGAUGCCUUUCUAGAUUUUGUAUUGUAUUGCUUUAGUCAGAACAUUUAAAGAAUCCAGAGUGUUCUAUUUAAUACAAGCUGCAGUGUUGAAAGUUUUGAUGUUGUAGAAAGGUUAAAUUUUUUUUGUUAGAUUUCACAUUUCUCUAUAUUGUGAGUACAGUGUGGUUAUAAGGAUGAGGUGCGUCACAGUUGUGCUGUGUUGCACUGUGCUGCUAAUGCAGCUUAUGAUGACCAGCUCACAAACUCCAGAUGAUUCAGCUAUUGGUGACUGUUCCCAGCUGGAUUCAUGUGAUCGAUGCACCAAUGGAGACCCUGCCUUCAAUCAGACACGCUGUAUUUGGAGAAGCUGUGACAAUGAUAAUAACACAAGAUGCAUAUCUGACACAGAAGACUCUGGUGACUGUGCUGUGUACAAUGACACAAGCUCCUGCCCAAUUAGUGAGAGCUUUGAUGACAGUGGGUCAGAUGACUCUUCUUCAGGCUCGGCCCCAGAGUUUUCUCAGGCAUCAUUUGAUCUGUCCAGCUUCAUAGGUGGGAUCAUCCUUGUGUUGUCGCUCCAAGCAGGGGCCUUCUUUGCUCUACGCUUCCUCAAGACAAAAGACAGCUCCUAUGAGACCAUUGACCAACCGCAGUGAGGAGGGGACAAACAGCAAGGAAAAGAAAAAAAGUGAAAGCAAAUAUGGAAGAACAGAACAGAAAAAUGAGAAGAGCAGAAGAGGCAGCUGAGGAAUCGGAGACAAGAGAUGUCAGAGCAAAGUGUGGUGCUCUUUUUAAGGCCCCCACCUGUUUCUUUGGGUUUCUUUGUUUGUUUGUUUUUUGUAUUUCCAUUUGUUUGCAGAUGUACUUGUUUGGAAAAUAUCUUACUGAUUAGAUCAUUAU